This is a messenger RNA of Capronia coronata CBS 617.96, 564 nucleotides long. RefSeq lists its product as uncharacterized. The transcript has a single exon. The record is from RefSeq and is a predicted model, not a curated record. The coding region runs from base 1 to 564 and encodes 187 amino acids. NCBI's taxonomy places the organism in Eukaryota, Fungi, Ascomycota, Eurotiomycetes, Chaetothyriales, Herpotrichiellaceae.
AUGGCACCAAUUCCUCUCCCCUACAUCGCGUUCUUCCUCUGGAUCGAACCGAUCUCGACAUUAGUCGGUGCCUACUACGCAUGGCUCAAACCGGAAACGUAUCUCCAGCUGACACACGCCGCCUCUGCGCCGGGGAUCCUGGGCCUUCCGACCGCGACGAACAUUGUCUUGCGACAGCUGGGUAAUCUAUAUGUCGCGUUCGCCAUCAACGAAGCUCUCGUGUUGAGGGCGACAAGCGACUUGCGAGUCUGGCGCACUCUACUUCUCGGUCUUCUGAUUGCCGAUUUUGGUCAUCUAUACAGCUGCUUCCCACUGGGACUCAAAUCGUACUAUGAUGUGGCCAACUGGAACGAGAUGGCAUACGGCAAUUAUCUGUUCGUCUACUGUGGAGCUUUCACGAGGAUUUGUUUUCUUCUGGGUGUUGGCAUGGGAGAGCCAAAGAAGGCCAAACCGAAAAGCAAAAAAUCCGUCAGAAUCAGUGACACGGUUUCUUCUUCGACACCGAGCCAGGGGAAGAAAACCCCGGCCCACAACAAUAAGAGGAAGAAGAACAAGACUCCUUGA